This is a messenger RNA of Anopheles nili, 1381 nucleotides long. It is a transcript of the gene p47, whose product is annotated as NSFL1 cofactor p47. The transcript is spliced from 3 exons. NCBI's taxonomy places the organism in Eukaryota, Metazoa, Arthropoda, Insecta, Diptera, Culicidae. The record is from RefSeq and is a predicted model, not a curated record. Gene Ontology annotation, molecular function: ubiquitin binding. Bases 1 to 1161 code for a protein of 386 amino acids. Gene Ontology annotation, cellular component: cytosol; nucleus. Gene Ontology annotation, biological process: autophagosome assembly; membrane fusion; nuclear membrane reassembly.
AUGUCCAGCAAUAACGAGCAGGUUAAAGAAUUCGCACAGAUUACCGGUGUAUCGGAAGAACGAGCCGAGUUUUUUCUAGAUGCGGCCAAUGGUGAACUGCAAGUAGCUUUGAGCAAUUUCUAUGAAGCUGCGAAUGACGAUGCUGAUGUAUCGGAUGAAGAAAAUCCGCCAGCCGAUCCUUCACCAAUUCAAUUUGCACGCACCGACUCUAAAGCAAAGAAAGCAUCCAAACCACAUGCAAACAUAGCAACGAUUCAUUCAUUGAACUCAUCUUCGUCGGAAGAUGAAGAUGAGCAGGGCCAAGCCUUUUACGCCGGUGGUUCUGAAAGAUCAGGCCAGCAAGUUUUGGGUCCUCCGCGAAAAAACCCAAUCAAAGAUUAUGUGUCGGAGAUUUUCCGUUCCGCUCAAGAUGGUAGCUUGGAAACAUUUGAUCCUUCCGACGACAGCAGUGGUCCCGGAUCCUCGUUUUAUACUGGAGCGGGAUACCGCCUUGGACAGACUGAAGAUGAUCAUCAGGAAGUGACACCGCGUGGGUCUCGGUCGGCAUCCGGCUCACAGGCCUCUGAAGUUGUGACAUUGACACUAUGGCGCCAGGGAUUUGUCAUCAAUGAUGGUGAGCUGCGUUUGUACGAAGAUCCGGCGAAUCGUGAUUUUUUCGAAUCCAUCAAAAGAGGAGAAAUUCCGGAAGAACUGCGCUCAAAGGGUCAAACUAUGUUUCGUGUGGAGCUGAAGGACAAUCGUCGUGAGGAGUACGUGAAGCGUAAUAAGCCGUAUCAGGCAUUUGGAGGAUCUGGACAAACUCUCGGCAGUCCUGUUCCACCCAUGGCAACUACUAGCAGCAGUAGCAAUACUACCAGUAGCGGUAGUAGUAACAAUGAACAGAAUGAAAAACGCGCCUCAGAAGAACUCACCCUGGACAGCAGCCAACCGACGACGAUGCUUCAAAUUCGCCUGACUGAUGGAAGCCGUCUUUCGGCGCGAUUCAACCAAACGCAUACUGUUGAUCAUGUACGACGGUAUAUCGUCAGUGCUAGACCCCAGUAUGUAUCGCAGAACUUUGCGCUUAUGACGACGUUCCCGAGCAAAGAGCUAACCGAUGGAGCUCAAACCUUAAAAGAUGCUGGACUACUAAAUGCGGCCAUCAUGCAACGGCUUAACUGAUCACCUACGUUAGCAUGAGAUGUUGAAACCAUGGCAAAACAUUUAAAAUAGCAGUGGGUAACGCUUUGCAAAACCUUCUGUAGACUUUACUAUUAGUGUAUCCUAUUUUGCUGGAAAAGAACUACAAGUUUACAGAUUCGAUGUUAAAAAUCAAACAUUUUUUCUAUAUUCAUUCACAAAUACAAACCAGGUUGUUGCAGCUAUGCAAACUUAACACACA